Messenger RNA from Cladophialophora immunda, 2396 nucleotides. RefSeq lists its product as uncharacterized. The record is from RefSeq and is a predicted model, not a curated record. Lineage: Eukaryota; Fungi; Ascomycota; Eurotiomycetes; Chaetothyriales; Herpotrichiellaceae. The transcript is spliced from 3 exons. Bases 90 to 1934 code for a protein of 614 amino acids.
CCACGAUGGCCCAUAGCGAGUAGACAAGCGAGGCUUAUGUAGGUUCCGAGUGUUCCGGCUAACUCCAGACAUCAAUUUGUCGGUCUCUGAUGAUCUGUUGGCUGGUUUUCCUGUUCACUGUCAUUCUUAUAACACCUCAACAAUCUAAUCAUGCCUCACCGAUCAUCUUAUCAUGCUUCCACGAUUAUCUUAUCAUGCGCUCCCUUCUAUACUUCGCAGCUCUCCCCAUACCCUGGGUGGCUGCAUUCUCGUUCAAUGCCUACGACCUGGGCUUUCGUGGCAUCUAUCCCCGUCAGCAUUUCCACUCUGUCGACUUUGAGCCACCCGCGCCCAGGAUAACACAAUGGGAUUCCCGGUGCGACUCUGGGAAUCUCCUCCUCCUCACGCCAAGGGGCCCCUUGGUAGCUGGCGCAGCACGAGGCCCAGUUAUUCUGGACGCGAGGGGCAACUUGGUCUGGAUGGAGAACAAUCAGUUUGAACAGGCCAUGAACUUGAACGUGCAGGAAUACAAGGGCCAGGACUACUUGACAUUUUGGACGAAGAAGAAGAAGACUAGUCACUCAAAGCAUUCCAAAAAGUCAUAUGUGCUGCUUAACUCUUCUUACGAGGUCGCUUAUCGGGUACACCCGAAGGGUGCUGGUCUCAAAGGAGACUCUCAUGAAUUUCGCAUCACUCCACAAGGCACUGCUCUCAUAACGAUAUACCAUAAACACAAAGCGGACUGUACGGAGUUGGGGUUGGGCAAGAGCUGCUGGAUUCAGGAUGGUCUGUUCCAAGAGAUCGACAUCGAGACGGGCGAUCUGCUUUUCGAAUGGCGAGCCACUGAUCACAUCCGCAUGAAGGACGUAUACAGCAGUCCUUCACGUAAGGAUGGACAUGGGAAAUCCAAAAAGGACGCGUUUGAUUUUUUCCACAUUAACAGUGUCGACAAAACCGACUCAGGCGACUACCUCAUCUCCGCCCGCUACAUGCAUGCCGUCGUGUGCAUCAGCUCGAAGACAGGCGACAUCCUGUGGCAACUGGGCGGCAAGAACAACGGCUUUAAAGAUCUGAACGGCGCCACCAAUUUCGCCUGGCAACACCAUGUGACAUGGCAGGGCAACAACACGAUCUCGCUCUUUGACAACCACGCCAACAACGUCUUUCACAGCCCGUCCAAACACAGCAAGGGCAUGCUGAUCCGACUCGACAUGGAGGAGAUGACUGCCACCCUGCUGCAGGCAUUCGUCCACCCAGACAAGAUCCUCAACGUGUCCCAGGGCUCGGUGCAAGUGGUGCCGGAAAGCGGCAACGUGCUCGUCGGAUUUGGCAACUCGCCAACCUUCGUCGAGUACUCGGCGGAGGGCAAGGUGCUCUGCAGCGCCCACUUCGCGCCCCACCUCAUCUUUGAGAUCAUCGACUUCGGAUUCGUGAAAUCGUACCGCGUCUUCAAGAAACCGUGGGUGGGGAGGCCCAAGACGGCGCCGGAUGUGAAGGUGAAGCGCGGGAAAGUCUACGUGAGUUGGAAUGGAGCCACCGAGGUGACGGGGUGGAGAUUAGAGACGGCCAAGGCGGUGGAGGCCAAGGACCACGAGUUCGUGACCAUCCAAGAACUGAAGCGUGACGGGUUCGAGACGAGCUUUACACUUCGCAAGGACCAUGGCUACGUACGGAUCGCGGCGCUGGACGCCACGAAUGCUGUCAUGGCAUACUCGGCGAUCGUGAAAACGCCUUCGCCUUCUCUCGCGGUCUGGUCAAUCUUCUUCUUGAUCUUCGGCUGCGUGGUCUUGGGACUCGGCUUCGUGGGCUUGGUCUUCCUAUAUGGGAAAUACCCAGAGCUUCCGCGUCCUCCAAAGCUGUCUGGGCUCCGAGCUCGCCUAGGUGCCGCCGUGACAGGUAAUCAGGCACAUAAUCCGGAAACAGAACCUCUGUUACUGGAUGAGAGAGAUCCUUGAGCGGGGCGUGUGCUGGGGGGCCAGCUUUUUGUACUUUUACACAUUUUCACCGAUUCUACGCUAAUAUUGUCGAUGAUGCUCAGGACGACCAUACUAAACUCGUCUUGGAGACCGAUCAUUCUACAGGUGUCCCUGGUCACAUCAACGGAAGUGAAGGUCAGAGAAGCCUCCGUUCCUCUGGGACGCUGGCAAGGAGCUUGGGACAGGGUGCCAGGGUUCCCUUGCAGGUUCUCGACACAGCCAAUAUACCACUGCAUCAUUCUCUCAAUUCGUGGACAUAGCAGGUGCGGAUUUGCGCCCAGGACUAUGCAGUCUUCGAGGCCCGGAAGUCAGGCGAGAGAAGGUAUAUAAGGUUGCAGAAGACAAAGAGCUCGCAUAAUAGUAUACUGAAAAGAAACGAGGUGCGAGAGAGGACCAGCGUUAAUCAUCUCAUCAAAGUCGACGACGAGCUUCCAGCCUGCC